Messenger RNA from Lindgomyces ingoldianus, 5333 nucleotides. RefSeq names its product ABC transporter. Bases 223 to 5163 code for a protein of 1646 amino acids. The transcript has 4 exons. Gene Ontology annotation, cellular component: membrane; intracellular membrane-bounded organelle. NCBI's taxonomy places the organism in Eukaryota, Fungi, Ascomycota, Dothideomycetes, Pleosporales, Lindgomycetaceae. The record is from RefSeq and is a predicted model, not a curated record. Gene Ontology annotation, biological process: transmembrane transport; lipid transport. Gene Ontology annotation, molecular function: ATP binding; lipid carrier activity; ABC-type transporter activity.
AGGGGCUGCAAGGCAGAACAUCAGGCUUCGUCCUCAUCACCUCACACCCAAACAAUAUCACAGCCUCCAUUGUCGUAAUUCGCAUUCCCGUUUGCCUCUUGCAUCAAUCUAAAUGAAGGACAGAGUAGAACUCCUUUAAUUCUUUUGCACGCUCCUUGGAGUUCUCUACACCUUUUAUUAUGUGCUAGUGUUGCAUUUUGCUUCUCUUGAAACACCUUCACUAUGGCUGCCUCAAUGUUGCUACGCCAGAUCAAAACGCUUGCGUGGAAGGACCUGCUUCUGGUCCUGAACCGCAAGCGGAGAUAUUCGACAUACUGGCGUGCUUUCAACAUCCCUAUCAUCCUAGCCAUCUAUAUGGCCUUUAUCAUUCGCGUCUACUGGCCCACCGAGACUUACGGUAUUGGAACCCCUAGCGUGGUAAGACCAUUAUCAGAUGCAAUCGCCGAGGCCAUGGGCAAUCGGAGGACGCUAGCACUGUGCAAUUAUGGAAGCUCUGGAAGCCAAGGCGAGAUCCAGAAAGUCAUCGAUAUCGUCGCUGCAUCAGCCAGGGGAAAUCGCGGCCAGGUGGUGGAGAUCUUGCGCAACCCUGACGAUCUCCUCACCCUCUGUAAAAGCUCCUUGUCCGGCGUCACGAAGUGCUAUGGAGCUGCAGAGUUCUAUUCGUCUCCAACCGAAGGUGGCAUCUGGAACUACACUCUCCGCGUAGAUGGAGCUCUUGGUUACAAAAUCAACGUCAAGAACAAUAAGAAUGACGCCGAAAUCUUUCCAAUGCCGCUUCAGCGUGCCAUCGAUACAGCCAUCGCUAACGUCAGUUCUGCGAGCGGGGCCAAACCCCUUCCUUCCGUAAAGGAGUAUCCGUUCACCUCAAAGACGCAGAAACAAUGGGACGACUCCGUCGUCACCUCAAUCCAGAACGCUAACACAAAAUACAUCGCGAUCGUUUGGUACAUUGGCUUCAUUGGGCUUUGCUACCAGCUUGUGGGUGUAAUGGCGAGGGAGAGGGAACAAGGCAUGGCGGACCUUCUCGAAUCGAUGAUGCCGAAUGUGGCAAGGUGGCAACCCCAACUUGCCCGCCUCAUGGGCCACUGGGUCGCUUUCACGAUUGUCUAUUUCCCCUCGUGGAUCGUCAUGGCGAUAAUCAUGAAAGCUGGCCUCUUUCCCAAGACAAACGCAGGCAUCCUGGUCAUCUUCAAUAUACUCACCGGAAUUUCGUUGAAUUCGUUCUCAAUCCUAGGGGCGGCCUUCUUCAAGAGGGCCCAACUGAGUGGUAUCUCGGUUGUGGUUGUGGCGAUCGUCCUUGGCAUAGGCGCCCAAAUAUCAGCAAAGACUAUCUCGACGGGUGCCGUCGCCAUUCUGGGCCUCCUUUUCACGCCAAUGACCUUCGUGUAUUUCAUGAUCUUCUUGUCUCGACAUGAGCACAAGCAGAUGGUGCCGAACCUACUCAAAGCGGCACCGGAUGCGACCUGGAGGCUGCCGGGACUGGUGUUCUGGCUCUUCAUGCUCAUCCAAGUCUUGGCCUACCCGGUCCUUGGUGCCCUACUUGAGCGGUGGUUCUAUAGGACAGCGUCCCAGGGAAGGAAGAUAAGCUAUACCGAUACCGCACAUCCUGUAGUUUUGAAUAACUUCACUAAGCGGUACUAUCCCAACUGGUUUUUAGCAGCGCUUGGCUUCAAGAAAAGAGUUGUUCAUGCUGUAACGGAUUUAUCUUUGGCACCAAUGAAAGGCCAGAUCAUGGUCUUGGUUGGCGCAAAUGGAUGUGGAAAGUCAACGACCCUGAACGCUAUCGCAGGUCUUGGGGAUGUAACUACGGGCUCUAUCACAGUCUCUGGAUCUGGAGGCAUUGGAAUUUGCCCGCAGAAGAACGUCUUGUGGGAGUUCCUGACAGUAGAACAGCAUGCCAGGAUCUUCAAUCGAAUCAAGUCCAACACGCUCAGCCCAACCACUGACGCCGAACUCAGCAAACUUAUCUACGACUGUGGGCUAACCCAUAAGAUUAAAUCUUAUGCACAGACUCUUUCGGGCGGCCAGCAACGGAAGCUUCAGCUCAUCAUGAUGCUGACAGGAGGAAGCCAAGUUUGCUGUGUCGAUGAAGUCUCGGGAGGACUUGAUCCAUUGAGCAGAAGAAAGAUUUGGGAUAUUCUUCUCGCCGAACGGGGAACCCGAACCUUCGUCUUAACAACGCACUUCCUGGACGAAGCCGAAUUCCUUGCGGAUCACAUGGUUAUAAUGUCAAAAGGGACGUUGAAAGCUGAAGGAUCCGUGUCUGAAAUAAAGAGCAAGCUCGGCCAGGGCUACCGGUUCCACCUAUUACGUGGUUCAGGCUAUGGGGACUUACCUGAUUUCGAUGAGUUGUUUUCGGGCUACGCUAAGGAGAGCUUCUUUGAUCAAGAGGUGAUUCUCGUGCCCGACGCCCGUCGCGCUAUGGAAAUCAUCAAAGAGCUAGAAAGGCGCCAGAUUACGAAAUACCAAGUCACAGGUCCAACUAUCGAGGAAGUCUUCAUGACACUAGCUGAGGACCCCGAUGCAGUACUUCCUUCAGAUGCCUCACAAACGUCGGGUGACUCAGCUACCGUGCAGGCUCAUCGUCAGGAGCAAGAGAAGCAGACUGCCGAGCCCCCUAGUGACCAGGCUGCAGAGGCCUUGAUGACUGGGAGAGCUAUUAGCUUUCUGCACCAGGCCUUCAUUUUGUUUUUGAAGCGUUUAACGAUCCUUCAAAGAAAUUAUCUGCCUUACGCUUCAGCCUUUCUUAUCCCGAUCAUCGCGACAGCCUGUAUCUCUGUUCUCCUGCACAACAAGAAAUACCCGGGUUGUCAGCCUCAUCAGCAGGUUCAGGAAACAGAUCUCGAGACACUGUCCCAGAAAAUGGACUAUAAGCCUCUUCUCGUCGUUGGACCAACGAGUGCCCUACAAAACGUGAACCUGACUCUCUUUCAAUCUAUGUUACCUGUUCAAUUUGGCAAUGCAAGCGCUUCUGAGACAGCCCUGUUCGACUAUAUCAAACUUGUCGAUACUCUAGAUGACUUUAAUGCGUACAUUAAGGCGAACUUUAGUACGGUUACACCUGGUGGAUUCUUCCUUGGCGACGAGCCCAUCUUCAGCUUUUACUCCAACCUUGGCUUCCUCGGUCUUUACUCGUCUAUAUUUAUGCAGAACGCAGUUGACAUGCUGCUUACGAAUACGACCAUCUCAACCAAUUUCCGAUCUUUCAACUACCCAUGGCCGGAAGAUGCGACCAAUCAGAUCCAAUUUAUAUUUUAUUUCGGCUUAAUUAUGGCGUGCUAUCCUGCAUUCUUCGCUCUUUAUCCCACAGUUGAACGGCUUCGCAAGAUUCGGGCGCUUGAGUACAACAACGGGGCGCGUCCUCUCCCGCUUUGGCUGGCCUACACCGCUUUUGACUGGUUUAACAUACUGAUCACGAGCGUCAUCAUUACAAUCAUUUUGGCAGCUUCGACUGCGAACAACUGGUGGAAUAUCUCGUACCUCUUUGUGGUCCUAUUCCUCUACGGAUUGGCUGCUCUCUUAUGGUCAUACAUGAUUGCAAAAUUCGCUAAGUCUCAGCUAGCCGCGUUUGCAAUCGCUGCUGGAUCCCAGGCCUUCAUGCUCCUCAUGUAUUUCACUGGAGUAAUGAACAUCCAGACUCGUGUUCAGGCCCAUAAAGUCAACGAUGACCUCGCGCUGUUCAAUUACACCUUCAACCUAAUAACACCAAUUGGAAACCUGACAAGAGCAUUGAUUGUAGCCAUGAACAUGUUUUCCGCACUCUGUCGCGGCAGCCCUCCGCACAUGGCAAGCUAUCCUGGGGAGUUUAGUCUAUACGGCGCUCCUAUCUUAUAUCUACUAGGACAAUCUCUCGUUAUGUUCGGGAUCCUCAUGAUAGCAGAUCACGGUUGGGCUACACAUUGGUUUAAGAGAGCAGCAAAAACACGGGACGCGGAGGAUCAGAUCACUAGAGAGAAGGAAGUCUCCGAGGAGAUUGAGCGGGUUGCGCAUGCCACUGAUGGUCUUCGCGUUCAACACCUUACGAGGUCUUUCAAAUCUCGCCGCUAUGGGAAGAUUACUCCUGUCGACGAUCUUACAUUCGGUGUUCAGAAAGGGGAGGUUUUCGCAGUUGUUGGUCCCAAUGGUGCAGGCAAAUCAACUACAAUCAACAUGAUCCGUGGCGAAAUCCAGCCUACUCAAAGCGGAGGUGAGAUCCACCUCGGAGAUAUUGAUGUCCGCAAGGAUAGACGCGUUGCCCGCUCUCGGCUUGGUGUGUGUCCACAAUUCGAUGCCGUCGACCAGAUGACGGUUCUCGAACAUCUUGAAUUCUACGCUGGAGUGAGAGGUGUCUCUGAUGCUAAGCGCAAUGCACGGCAAAUUGUAAAAGCCGUCGGGCUCGAGAAAUUUGCAAAGACCAUGGGGUCAAAGCUGUCAGGCGGUAACAAGAGAAAGCUUAGUUUGGGUAUUGCUCUCAUCGGAAAUCCAGAGCUUGUCUUGUUGGACGAGCCUAGCAGCGGUAUGGAUCCGCUUGCGAAGAGAACCAUGUGGAAGACACUGGCACAAUUUAAGACCGGGCGGAGUGUUUUGCUCACGACCCACUCGAUGGAGGAAGCAGACCAUCUUGCAAAUCGCGUCGGUGUUAUGGCCAAGACUUUACUCGAUGUUGGUACCACAGCGCACCUGCGAGAGAAGCAUGGCUAUGGCUUUCACAUCCAACUCAUCUGCGAGUCCGCACCACAUAGCACACAGGAUGAAAUGAAUACUGUUAAGCAGUGGGUCGAGGAGCACCUCCCAGGCGCGCAACUGGAGGGUAUGCCAUACCAUGGACAGCUUCGCUUCAACAUUCCAUCCCAUAUCGCCGCCGAUGGAACAGCCAAGCCCUCAGACAGCAAAGACGAAGUCACCAAAGAUGAAGUCACUGUUGGCAACCUGUUCCUCUUGCUCGAAGAGAAUAAGAACAAGUUGGGGUUAGAAUUUUACUCCGUUUCUCCAUCCACCUUUGAUGAAGUUUUCCUGAGAGUCGUAGAGAAACAUAAUGUGGGCGAGGAAGAUUAUUCAAGGAAGAAGAAAGGUCUUAAAUAUUACAUCGAGCGGUGGUUUGGGAAGAAGAGCAGGGAGCAGAGCGGACAAGGUGAGCAGGCACAGCAAGCACAGCAGGUACAGCAGGUACAGCAGGCACAGUAGGCACAGUAGGCACAGUAGGCACAGUAGGCACAGUAGGCACAGUAGGCACAGUAGGCACAGUAGGCACAAGUUGUCUCUUGAUUAUUCGCAAUUUGUAACAUAGAUCUGGCCUCUUACGGGUAGCGGUUUUAGUGGUGUUCCACUACGUGUAUGCAUCUCAAAUCCGGCAU